AUGAAUUCCGCCGCAGAAGCUGAUUCUUUUAUCAUCUAUGAAGACCGCCAACUGCAAGAUAUACCUGACGACGAGCUCAUUCCUCACUGCCGGGUCUUACAACCACUCCAACAGCCGCCGCAAGAGCGAUUUCAGCCCAAAUCCACACGGCACAAGAAGAACGACCUCUCACGCGAUGACCGGCAAGUCCAAUACGCCCUUGAGACCCCCCUGUCAUCGCAGAAGUCCCUUCCCCGGCCAGCUGGCCAUCGCCUUAGUCCACAGCAGCUUAAGACCCUUACCGAUUUCCUCAAUGAAGAUCGGUCUCAUCGAGACAUUACGUGGCAAGACCUACGAGAGUUUGUUCCGGGCUAUGUUGACGUGGGAAUAACAGCUCUUAAGACCGGGAUGGGCUCCCUUGGUUAUCGCAGCCGGCGACCCGGCAAGAAGCUCAUGACGAGCGAGCGUAUUCGCAAAGACCGCAUUGGAUCCGAGGCUGUAUUGCCUCUUCAGAUGAGAAGACAUUUUACAGCGUUAACCAAGGCAUACGGCGGUCCACGGUUCGAAAUGACGAGCCCCUUCGUCAAUUUCGUCACCGGCGACAACACGGCAACGGCGUCAACACCUGGGGCGUUAUCUGUGGCCAUUGGAAGGGCUCCAACUUCGUCUUCGGAUUUGAUACACCAAAUAACGGGUUACAAUACUUCCUUGGACCUUUGCAACGCACCGUUGAAGAAGCUAUUCACGCCCUCUGCAUCCCUCUGGUCAACUGGGCCCCUUGGAGUCCUGAUUAAGGGCAGGUGGCCAUUGGAUUAUUGA
This is a messenger RNA of Fusarium vanettenii 77-13-4, 798 nucleotides long. RefSeq lists its product as uncharacterized. Lineage: Eukaryota; Fungi; Ascomycota; Sordariomycetes; Hypocreales; Nectriaceae. The coding region runs from base 1 to 798 and encodes 265 amino acids. The record is from RefSeq and is a predicted model, not a curated record. The transcript is spliced from 4 exons.